Messenger RNA from Hibiscus syriacus, 1464 nucleotides. RefSeq lists its product as uncharacterized. NCBI's taxonomy places the organism in Eukaryota, Viridiplantae, Streptophyta, Magnoliopsida, Malvales, Malvaceae. The record is from RefSeq and is a predicted model, not a curated record. The transcript has 4 exons. The coding region runs from base 7 to 1464 and encodes 485 amino acids.
ACAUUAAUGGUGGAAACAGAACUUCAACCCUGCUCGAGCUUGGUUAACGCUUCGGCAAUGUGUGCAAUAGAGCAAGGAAUGAAGGCUGAGAGUACUACUGUAAAUUUCAUUGCAGAGAUUGCAGCUGAACUGCAACGAGAGAGGGCCAAAAAUGCAGAGCUGAUGGAGAGAAUAUCAUCACUCGAAGCUCAAAUACAACAAAGGGACAAGGAAUCUCUUAUAACAAAUGAAAAAGCCAACUGUCUAGAUGCAGCAGGUCGAAGCUUCAAAAGACGGAAAAUGGAAGCCGCUGGUCAUAGAUUCAGAGAUGGAAAUGGUGUCGAAAGUGAAACAGCUUCUAAGGCGAGAAGCGAAACACCAGAAUUGCCUCACAUGGAUGAAAAUCACGAAGACCGGUUAAUUAACUGGAUGAGCAUGGAUGAGACCCACUUUUCAGGUUUCGAUAAACCGAAAGACGGUGACAUUGCCGGAGAUCAUGAGGAAACAGAUGACAGUGAUGACGAAGAUGAAUCUUAUGAAGAGGAUGAUUCCAAUAUUGUCUAUAAAGAUAGGGAGAGUGAAGAGAAUCAAAGUACUUGUGAAGACGAGCCUCGUACGGAAGGUAAAGGCCAUGGAAUGCAUAUAUCUUGCCUCCCAAGUUGUUCCAGUGGUCCGAGUGAGCUGACAUUGGCAAACACCAGCCGGUUAAUGAAAGAAAAUCGAGAAAAGGACUACAAACUACAGGACAUACAAGUACCUUUAACCCGAAGCAAUCUGAAGGAUAUACAAGUACCUGCAGAUAUGCCACCUUCAGGAGAAGAGCCUUGUCAAAUGGUAUCACCCGGAAAGGCAUUAUGGAAUAAGAAACCUCUGAAAGUCCCCUUCUGUCCAAAAGAAGUAAAGAAAAUACUCGAAUCGGAUGCACUUUUAUCGAAAAAUGCUCAGUCACACACCAUAAGGAAGAUCAUUGUUUUUGCAUCCCUUGGCAUAAGGCAUGGAUGUGAAGACAUGUUCGAGCUAGACUUCAAUCACUUCAGCAUUUUAAGGAAGGGGGAUCCAUAUGUGUCUCCAAAGAAUCCGGGGGAGCAUGUCUUGUACGAGAAUCCUGGCAUCCAGAGGAAGGUUUUCUAUCCGAAUCUAUGGAAUCCAACGCUAUGCCCUGUUCGAAUACUUGAGGAAGAGAAGACUAUGCGUCCUUCCGAUCCUAGCUGUCCAUCAUGCCUAUUUUUAUGCAUCAAGUAUGGUGGAAGGACAAGAAAUCUCCCUCAAAAUGAAUAUGUCAGGCAGCAAAUGGGAAGAAAUAAACUGAAGUCUUUUGGACCUAUCAUGUGCCAAAUAGCAAUGCUAGUCCAUAUUCGCAGUGGGAGCUUCUUCUUCAAGGCCUUGGGCAUCACACUUCUCUUCAUGGCAGGUUUCCCCGACGAUCUUGUUCAACGAGAAACAAAAUAUAGGAACUUAGACUUGCUGCAGAAGUAUUAUAGGUAA